Messenger RNA from Aspergillus puulaauensis, 1542 nucleotides. RefSeq names its product putative MFS quinate transporter. The record is from RefSeq and is a predicted model, not a curated record. Bases 1 to 1542 code for a protein of 513 amino acids. Gene Ontology annotation, molecular function: carbohydrate:proton symporter activity. The transcript has 4 exons. Gene Ontology annotation, cellular component: membrane. Gene Ontology annotation, biological process: carbohydrate transport; transmembrane transport. NCBI's taxonomy places the organism in Eukaryota, Fungi, Ascomycota, Eurotiomycetes, Eurotiales, Aspergillaceae.
AUGAGGCGGUUGAAGGUGGACAGGUCACGGUGGACCGCUCCUCCAUUUUACGUCUUUGUUAUCAUCACCAUUGCUUGCGGGAGUAUCCCUAAAGGUUACGAUGAGGGCGGAUACAGCGCCUCUGUGCGCUUGGAUUCCUUCGAGGCUGAUUUCAACCUCCUCUCCUCGAACUGGACAAAUGACCCAACCGGGCUAGCGAACCGCACGGCGAAUAUAACGUCAUUCAACAUCCUUGGAGCGGCGCUCGGAGCCUUGAUAUCUCUGGACUUAAAUGACCGGCUGGGUAGACUACAGUCAUGGCGAUUAAGUUGUGUCGUCUGGGCAUUCGGCAUGCUCAUUCAGGUGUUCUCCUCUGGGAUUUACGGACUGUUGCUGUUUGCUAGGAUAUUUAGCGGUCUCGGUGCCGGGGCGUUGACCGUCGUGACGCCACUAUAUUUAUCGGAAAUUGCCCCUGCACGUACAAGAGGUUUGGUUGUUAGCAUUUACAUGGUUGUUUUGCUGGCAGUCUUGUCCCUUGGCUUCUUCAUCAACUACGCCGCUCAAGUCCAUAUGGCAGCAACACCACGGCAAUAUCGCCUGGUGCAAGCUAUCCCUAUAAUUCCCGUUGGAGUCGCGUUCAUGGCCUCGCUCAUCCUUCCCGAAACUCCUCGUUACCUCAUCUCACGAUGUCGCCUUGACGAAGGCCGUGGCGUCCUUGCUCGCCUCCGCGGAAAAGACAUAUCUUCUCCAGAAGUAGAUGAUGAAUUCCGCCUCAUAACCACGCAAACCCGUCUCAGAGCGCACACCUUAUCCUUUACUACCAACUGGACUGCAUUCAAGGAAACCCAAUCGAACCCCAAUUACCGCCAACGCUUCUGGCUCCUAAUGGCCAUGCAGACGGUAUCACAGUGGACCGGGGGCAAUGGUAUUACAUACUAUGUUUCAAGCAUCUUCGAAACCGCAGGUGUCACGGGAGACGCCAUCUCCCUCGUCUCCUCAGGUGCCUACGGAAUCGUCAAGCUCAUUUUCACUAUGGCGUUUACAUGGGGGUUGAUCGACUAUCUAGGUCGCCGCCGCUGCACUCUCCUCGGGUUAUCCCUUCAAAUGGCCGCGCAUAUUUACCUAGCCUGUUACAUGGGAGUUCUACGCCCCACAGGGACAAACCCUAUAAACAAGCCCGCCUCCGAUGCAGCCAUAACAUCGAUCUUCGUCUACGCCGUCGGCUGGUCCAUCGGCCUAUGUACAAUUCCCUACCUCUACGGGACGGAGAUUUUCCCCACGCGCAUCCGCAACAUUUGCUAUGCAGUGAGUAUGUCGCUGCACUGGUUCUUUCAGUUUGCAGUUGUCCGGGUGACGCCGAACAUGUUCGUGUCGUUGCAUGACUGGGGUGCGUAUCUCUUUUGGGCGCUGGUUUGUUUUGUCGGAUUGAUUGUUCUUGGGAUCUGGAUGCCCGAGACUAAAGGGGUGGAUAUUGAGCGAAUGGGUGAGCUUUUUGAGGGGCCCUGGUAUCUCAGGUGGCGUGCAAAGGUUAAACCUGAAGAGAAAGCUGAAGGCCGGAAAUAG